UGAGGGCCUGAGACAACCCCAACGAGUCAUUCCACUCCACCACGAGCUUGGACAGGGUAAGAACAUCUGAUUGAUUACUUGAAGGACACGGUGAUUUGCUGGUAGGUUUGCGUUCGAGGUUCGGCUUAAGCUUGUUAUUGUUUCACGGGUUAUUUUACGGUUUAUGGUUGAUUAGAAGUGAGAGAUCAGACUAUCAGGGUAUCAGGUUAUCUUAGUGAUGAGUGAGUCGGUAAUCCAUUUAUACAACUUGAGCCAUGUGUUGACCACAGGGCCGAUGUCUAAGAAGUAUGCGGUUGAGUUUGCAGACGUUGCUAAUCAUCAACAGAUCAAUUUACCGGAGGUGAUUGAUGAUGCUUUUUGCAAUGGAUGUGGUGUCAUAAGUAUACCGGGAAUCACUAGUUCAUCUAGAAUUAGUUAUCGGAAACUGAAGACGAAGAAGAAGAAGAAGAAUGCUAGUCGACGUUUAGUUAUACGGUGUCUCGAAUGUAAUCACACCAAGGAACAUGAUUCGCUAGUGACCCAAUCGAUUAAACCGAUUAAUUCAAGUAGCAGCGAUGUUAGUAAUAAAAAGCAAUCCCGUAAACGUAAAACCAAUGAUUUAUCGAGUUUAUUGGCAGCUAAGAAGAAACAAGAAACGAAAAAGACUUCAUUAGAUCUAAUGGAGUUUAUGAAAUGAACGUAAUGACUUACAAUACUCUUACAAAUGAAAAUAAUAUACCCAAGAUUACAUUAAAAAGCUUGAAAAAGAUUUACUUAAACGUUCAGUGGAAUAGAUUGAUUGUCUAUUUUCAUUAACUU
Hyphopichia burtonii NRRL Y-1933 is the source of this 798-nucleotide messenger RNA. RefSeq names its product Snm1p (gene SNM1). Gene Ontology annotation, cellular component: nucleolar ribonuclease P complex. The transcript has a single exon. The record is from RefSeq and is a predicted model, not a curated record. Lineage: Eukaryota; Fungi; Ascomycota; Pichiomycetes; Serinales; Debaryomycetaceae. Gene Ontology annotation, biological process: tRNA processing. The annotation marks the transcript as partial.